This is a messenger RNA of Aspergillus pseudoviridinutans, 444 nucleotides long. RefSeq lists its product as uncharacterized. The transcript is spliced from 3 exons. Bases 1 to 444 code for a protein of 147 amino acids. The record is from RefSeq and is a predicted model, not a curated record. Lineage: Eukaryota; Fungi; Ascomycota; Eurotiomycetes; Eurotiales; Aspergillaceae.
AUGCUCCGGGCUUUAUGGGGAGAACGACGAAUUCAAUCAGGACUUCCCUCGACAUCCGCCACUCGAGACCUGCACGAGGUAUCACUGGGAGACAUUGAACGGUGGACAGAAGCCCAUGAAGUACAGCAGACUAUCGCCAACAGCGGCGAGGCGCAGCACCUGGACUCUAACUGGGAGGCCCGCUUCAAUGCGGUGGAUGGCCACCGAGCCCUGUACCAUCGCGACCUUCAUCACUUAAAUGAACAUCUACCCUCAAAUGUAAGCGGUUUCCAAACCGUCGCCAGGCUGGCCAACAAGGGAUGGAUCACGAUUGCCAAGUCGGCCAUCUGUGGUGCGAUCAGAGUGGCUUCAUUUGCCACUCAGCCAGCAGGCACCGAAUUCGUGACCGAGCAUGUCCUGGAUAAACAAAGUCUAAGAAACUACCCGGAGUACAUGACCAAGUGA